GAUGCGCAACACUUCAUCGUUCGCCAGAUUCUCGCUGACAGUAUUGCGGUCGAAUGUUCCCGCGAACAGGUAUAGGAGUACGACCGUUCUGUCUGACGAAAAGUUGCAAGAAACUGCCGACACUGAGUGGAAAAUUGCGAAACCUUACAAUCUGAUACCCGGACCAGAGCCACUUCCGGUUCUCGGAAAUAUCCCGAAGUUUAUUCCGAUCGUCGGUAAGUAGUGUUUCGACGAAUUUUGCUUCUAAUGAAAAAUCCUAGCCUCAACAUUCUGUGAGUUCAAGGUGAAUACGGAAAGCUGCCGAUGUUGAAGAUGGUGGAUCGACUGCGUAAGAACUACGGUGACAUUGUCAGGCUCGAAGGGAUUCCGGGUCGACGACGCUGCGUUUUCCUUUUCGAUCCGAACGACUGUGAGAAGGUUUACCGGACGGAAGGUCCUUGGCCCUCCAGGAUUUCGAUGGAGACGAUUAAGCUGUAUCGAGAGCAGAGACACGAUGUGUACAAGGGUGAAUCGGGACUUGUGUCAAGUCAGGGUGAAGAAUGGCAUCGGUUUCGUUCGAAAGUUAAUCAACAUUUAAUGCAGCCGAGAACAAUCUUGCCUCACAUUGGUCCAAUCAACGAAGUAGCGACCGAUUUCAUUGAGAGAAUUCGCAGUUUUCGAAAUUCCGAAUCCCUCGAGAUGCCAGCUUCUUUUAACAACGAGAUGAACAAGUGGGCUCUGGAAUCUAUGUGCGUAAUUGCUUUCGAUCAUCGCAUAGGAUGCCUCGAGCCCAAUAUGAAAACAGAUUCCGAACCCCAACUGCUCAUCAAUAAUGUCCACAGUAUGUUCGACCUCAUGUACAAGCUCGAGAUUCUACCGUCCCUCUGGAAGCUUUACAAUACCCAAAACUUGAGAAAGUUUUUCCAAGUUUUGGACAACUUGACGAGAAUAACUGGCAAAUACGUUGACCAAGCGAAGCAACGGCUUGCCGAGAAGCCAAUGGAGAACAUUGGAGACAGAAGUAUGCUGGAGAGACUGAUCAGCGUCGAUGAGCACACAACCACUGUGAUGAUAAUGGACAUGUUGACAGCCGGAGUAGACACCACGAGCAACACUGCGACGGGAGCGCUGUACCACAUAGCGACGAAUAGUAACGUUCAGGAAAAAUUACGGGAAGAAGCCAUCAAUGUUCUGCCCAAUAAAACUUCUCCCGUGACUUUAGACGUCCUUAAUAAUAUUCCAUACCUGAAGGCUGUACUCAAAGAAAGUUUGAGACUGAUGCCAAUCGCUGUUGGUAACUUGAGGACAACAAACACAGACAUUGUAAUUCGUGGCUACAGGAUCCCCAAGGGUGAUGACUUGAUCAUGUGUCACUCGCUGAUGAGCAAAGACUCCAAGUAUUUUCCGGACCCAGAGAAAUUCCUUCCGGAAAGAUGGCUGAAGGAUUCUGCUGGCACAACCCACUCGGCCAAGAACGCUCAUCCCUUCGCCUACAUGCCGUUUGGUUUUGGCCCCCGAACCUGCAUUGGAAGGCGUUUUGCUCAACUUGAAAUGGAAACGCUACUGAUCAAGAUAAUAAGGAACUUUCGCCUGGAAUGGAACCGAGGAAAACUCAAGCUCAGAAGUGGAUUCAUAAACACUGUCGAGUCACCGUUUCAGAUAAAAAUGAUUGACAUUUAGGCAUGUCUAUAAGCCUGUUAUUCGCUCGUUAUGCACGACGCCAGUAAUUGAAAGAGCAGAAGUGUAUCAAGUGUUUGGUAAUCUAGAAUCUAAAUAUGCGUUGUAAAAUACUGCUCAACAGAUAACUAGUUUGAUUGGCAAUUACUGCAACGAUAAUACACUGCAUAAGUGAAAUCUGUACGAAAAUUCUGAUCAGUGUGAGCAGCGAAGUG
Diprion similis is the source of this 1871-nucleotide messenger RNA. Its product is annotated as cytochrome P450 CYP12A2-like. Bases 304 to 1659 code for a protein of 451 amino acids. Gene Ontology annotation, biological process: cellular response to peptide hormone stimulus; cortisol metabolic process; glucocorticoid biosynthetic process. The transcript is spliced from 7 exons. Gene Ontology annotation, cellular component: mitochondrial inner membrane. Gene Ontology annotation, molecular function: heme binding; monooxygenase activity; iron ion binding. NCBI's taxonomy places the organism in Eukaryota, Metazoa, Arthropoda, Insecta, Hymenoptera, Diprionidae. The record is from RefSeq and is a predicted model, not a curated record.